Molecule: messenger RNA, 1514 nt
Organism: Osmia bicornis bicornis
Lineage: Eukaryota; Metazoa; Arthropoda; Insecta; Hymenoptera; Megachilidae
Gene: PIG-V
Product: GPI mannosyltransferase 2
Exons: 1
Coding region: 39-1508 (489 amino acids)
Biological process (GO): GPI anchor biosynthetic process
Cellular component (GO): mannosyltransferase complex; endoplasmic reticulum membrane
Molecular function (GO): GPI mannosyltransferase activity; alpha-1,6-mannosyltransferase activity
Source: RefSeq, a predicted model, not a curated record
AUUAUCAAAGGAACGUAUUUAUACACAACUUAGUAAUAAUGUACAGUCCAAGAAGAAAGAUAUUUUGGUUUGCAAUAAUUAGUAGAAUAGUAAUUUUAAUUUUACAAUUUAUUUUUAAUAUUCUAUGCCCUGAUCAUUGUGCAGAUGCAUUUAAAAGUUUCACAAGUAAUUCUGAACAAGUUUCAAUAUACGAUAAUGUAAUUACAUAUUUAUUUAGCGGUCUCACGCGAUGGGAUGGUGAAUAUUUUAUACAUAUUUCAAAAUAUGGUUACACAUAUGAAAACACUUUAGCUUUUUAUCCAUUAUACCCUCUAUUGAUUCGAAUUGUUGCUACUCCUAUUAAAAAGAUAUUUUUUGUAUUGAAUCUUCAUAGUUCUAUCAUUCUUGCAGCUACAUUGAUUAAUUUUGUGUGUUUCAUUAAAUCUGCUGUUACGUUUUAUGAUCUUAGUAAGAUGGUAUUAAAAAAUACAAAUACGUCCUACAGAGCAGCAAUUUUUUAUUGUAUAAAUCCAGCUACCAUAUUUUUUUCUGCUAUUUACACAGAAUCUUUAUUUGCUUAUUUAUCAUUUUAUAGCAUGUUGAGAUCUAUUAAAUUAGAUCCGUACGUAUCUUUUCCAAUAGGUUUGUCCAUUCUUACAAGAUCAAAUGGUAUGAUUAAUAUUGGAUUUCCUAUAUAUUUUAGAUUACAAAAUUUAGCCUAUAGUUAUUUAAUAAAGCACACAAAUUUUUCAUUAAAAACAUUAUGUCAAUUUAUAUUCAAAAUAACAACUUUAAGAAGCAUCUGUGUAAUGUUUAAUACAAUAAUUAUAUCAAUCAUUCCAUUUGUUCUGUUGCAAAUGUAUAAUUAUAUUACAUUUUGUAUUCCAAAUUUAAACUACACAUUUAUUCCUGAACAUAUUACUAAUUAUGGUAUAAAAAAUAAUUUAGUAUUAUCAGGUAGCAACAAUAGCGAGUGGUGCAGUUUAAAAAUUCCAGUAGCAUAUGGUUACAUACAGAAAAAAUAUUGGAAUGUAGGAUUUUUAAAUUAUUAUGAAUUAAAACAAAUACCAAAUUUUAUUCUAGCAAUUCCAAUACUUUAUAUUAUGAUUAGAUGUAUUAAGGAAUACUUUUUUGUAGAUAAGAGAUAUUUUUAUACAUUUGGAUUUAUUCCAAAUAUUGAAAACGAAAAACAGAUAAAAAUCAAGAAAUAUCCAAUAGAAAUGUUAGUAUUUGUUAGUCAUGGUUUAUUUUUGACCGUAUUUUGUAUUUUUUUUGUACACAUUCAAGUAAGCACACGUUUGAUAAGUUCAGCAAGUCCAUUAUUAUAUUGGUAUUGUGCUUUAACGUAUACCCCUCAUUCGAUUAAUGAUGAGGCAUAUGAAAGCGAAGAAAAUGCAUGUUCCAAAUGGAAAGUAUUUUUCCUUAAACAGAAAAAAUAUGCUUUACAAGAUAAACUUAUACUAUUGUACUGUUUAGGAUAUACAGUUAUAGGUUGUUUCAUGUUUUCGAACUUCUUACCCUGGACAUGAUUUAUU